GAGAUGCAGGUGGAUUCUUGGGCAUUUGCUAUUAACUUCCUUCCAAAAUGUCACCAUUCCUGUAUCUGGUUCUCUUGGUACUUGGGCUUCAUGCUACAAUCCACUGUGCAUCACCUGAAGGCAAAGUAACAGCCUGCCAUUCAUCCCAACCAAAUGCCACUCUCUACAAGAUGUCAUCCAUUAAUGCUGACUUUGCAUUCAAUCUGUACCGGAGGUUCACUGUGGAGACCCCAGAUAAGAACAUCUUCUUUUCCCCUGUGAGCAUUUCUGCAGCUUUGGUUAUGCUUUCCUUUGGGGCCUGCUGCAGCACCCAAACUGAGAUUGUGGAGACCUUGGGGUUCAACCUCACAGACACUCCAAUGGUAGAGAUCCAGCAUGGCUUCCAGCAUCUGAUCUGUUCACUGAAUUUUCCAAAGAAGGAACUGGAAUUGCAGAUAGGAAAUGCCCUCUUCAUUGGCAAGCAUCUGAAACCACUGGCAAAGUUCUUGAAUGAUGUCAAGACCCUCUAUGAGACUGAAGUCUUUUCUACCGACUUCUCCAACAUUUCUGCAGCCAAGCAGGAGAUUAACAGUCAUGUGGAGAUGCAAACCAAAGGGAAAGUUGUGGGUCUAAUUCAAGACCUCAAGCCAAACACCAUCAUGGUCUUAGUGAACUAUAUUCACUUUAAAGCCCAGUGGGCAAAUCCUUUUGAUCCAUCCAAGACAGAAGACAGUUCCAGCUUCUUAAUAGACAAGACCACCACUGUUCAAGUGCCCAUGAUGCACCAGAUGGAACAAUACUAUCACCUAGUGGAUAUGGAAUUGAACUGCACAGUUCUGCAAAUGGACUACAGCAAGAAUGCUCUGGCACUCUUUGUUCUUCCCAAGGAGGGACAGAUGGAGUCAGUGGAAGCUGCCAUGUCAUCUAAAACACUGAAGAAGUGGAACCGCUUACUACAGAAGGGAUGGGUUGACUUGUUUGUUCCAAAGUUUUCCAUUUCUGCCACAUAUGACCUUGGAGCCACACUUUUGAAGAUGGGCAUUCAGCAUGCCUAUUCUGAAAAUGCUGAUUUUUCUGGACUCACAGAGGACAAUGGUCUGAAACUUUCCAAUGCUGCCCAUAAGGCUGUGCUGCACAUUGGUGAAAAGGGAACUGAAGCUGCAGCUGUCCCUGAAGUUGAACUUUCGGAUCAGCCUGAAAACACUUUCCUACACCCUAUUAUCCAAAUUGAUAGAUCUUUCAUGUUGUUGAUUUUGGAGAGAAGCACAAGGAGUAUUCUCUUUCUAGGGAAAGUUGUGAACCCAACGGAAGCGUAGUUGGGAAAAAGGCCAUUGGCUAAUUGCACGUGUGUAUUGCAAUGGGAAAUAAAUAAAUAAUAUAGCCUGGUGUGAUUGAUGUGAGCUUGGACUUGCAUUCCCUUAUGAUGGGAUGAAGAUUGAACCCUGGCUGAACUUUGUUGGCUGUGGAAGAGGCCAAUCCUAUGGCAGAGCAUUCAGAAUGUCAAUGAGUAAUUCAUUAUUAUCCAAAGCAUAGGAAGGCUCUAUGUUUGUAUAUUUCUCUUUGUCAGAAUACCCCUCAACUCAUUUGCUCUAAUAAAUUUGACUGGGUUGAAAAAUUUUCCCUUUUCUGUCUUCUGGGGAAUAGCUAAAAAGCAGGUCAGGUCUUCGUAUCCCAGUACUCCAAUAAGAUCAAUGGACAUAAAACAAUGCAGAUGCAUUGUCUUAUAUGUGAACUUCUCAACCCCCUUCCCACUGUCCCAUUAGUAGGAUUCUCUGAGUUCUUGCCAGAUCUGACACUGGUAGGUUGAAUAAAGGAACUCCCACUAUGGGGAUGAGUUACAGACUGAGACAACUGAACAAGUUACUGAACAAGCAUGGGACAAUACAGCAAGAGAUAAACUUGCCUGUCCAACCCCACCUUCCCCCCAAGAAAACAUACUUCCACCUUGCCAAUGUAUAAGCUGGGAGUGGAGAAAGAAAGUAAUUCAUUCAUGUCAUAUCUCAUAGACCCUCUUUUUCUGUAUCCCAAUCAGACUCCUUUCCAUAUAUAGCACCCCUGUCCCACUUGUUUAAGUAGGAAUCUCCUUUUUGGCUCUAAUUUCACUGAAUAUUGGUACUUUUGUAUCCCCAGAUCCUUCAACAACCUUCCCUCUACCUGUACAUGCCAACUCAUUACCACCUACCAAACUAGAUUUUAUUUCAGACACUAUGUAUUUAAAGCUUGAGUAUAAAUGGCACAGUGAGUGGUAAUGAUGUAGUAUCUGAAAUUCUAGCCCUGAGGUAAAACACUUCAGUGACAGGAAAAUAGUAAAAAAAAUGCAUAAGUACUGUUGCAGAUGUUGUACUUCCAUAUUGAAAUAAAUAUUUAUGUUUAGAAAAGCA
This is a messenger RNA of Homo sapiens (human), 2360 nucleotides long. It is a transcript of the gene SERPINA7, whose product is annotated as serpin family A member 7. NCBI's taxonomy places the organism in Eukaryota, Metazoa, Chordata, Mammalia, Primates, Hominidae. The record is from RefSeq and is marked reviewed. The transcript is spliced from 5 exons. Gene Ontology annotation, molecular function: serine-type endopeptidase inhibitor activity. The coding region runs from base 48 to 1295 and encodes 415 amino acids. Gene Ontology annotation, cellular component: extracellular region.